UGAACUUACAGGGCUUAAGUCCUGGCAAAUCAUAGGUGGGGGAAAUGUCUGUACCAAGAUUCCAAAAAAUAAACUUUGGAACAUAUGAUAACUACAUUCCAGUCAGUGAAUUAAGCAAAAAAUCAUGGAAUCAGCAACACUUUGCCCUGAGAUUUCCCAAACCACCAAGGCCAGGAAAAAAAAGAAGAUCAAAACCAUCCCAACUACGAGACAAUGCAGUUCCUAUAUAUGAUUCAGAAAAAAUAAAAGAAGUUUCUAAGAGACCCUUAUGGAUGCACAGUUCUUUAAUGAGAAUUUCUGAGAGACCAUCUGAAUAUUUAGCUGCCAGGAGGCAGCGUCCAUAUAAACCCACCCAUCAGCCAAAAGAAGAUACUAAGGUAACAGAUGUAGAAAAACCUGUAUAUCCAGAAACACCUAAGAAAGGUAAAGAAGACAAGCAAGAAGACACGAAGGACAUAUCAGAGUCAGAAACAGAACCCACAGUUUUAAAGGAGCCAAAAAUAACUAAGAAAGAGUCAAAGAAAGAUAAAGAUAUAGAAACAGGAACUAGAGAUGAAAAAGAUGUUGCAAAAACAGAUGCCAAAAAAGAAAGAAAAGCUUCAAAGGAGGGUAAGGAGUCAGGUACAGAAUCUGAAGCUGAACAGAAAGAUGUCAAGAAAGAGAAGAAAGUCUCAAAGAAGGACAAGGAGUCAGGUACAGAAUCUGAAGAUGGAAAGAAAGAUGUCAAGAAAGAGAAGAAAGUCUCAAAGAAGGACAAGGAGUCAGGUACAGAAUCUGAAGAUGGAAAGAAAGAUGUCAAGAAAGAGAAGAAAGUCUCAAAGAAGGACAAGGAGUCAGGUACAGAAUCUGAAGCUGAACAGAAAGAUGCCAAGAAAGAGAAGAAAGCCCCAAAGAAGGGCAAGGAGUCAGGUACAGAAUCUGAAGCUGAACAGAAAGAUGUCAAGAAAGAGAAGAAAGUCUCAAAGAAGGACAAGGAGUCAGGUACAGAAUCUGAAGAUGGAAAGAAAGAUGUCAAGAAAGAGAAGAAAGUCUCAAAGAAGGACAAGGAGUCAGGUACAGAAUCUGAAGCUGAACAGAAAGAUGUCAAGAAAGAGAAGAAAGCCCCAAAGAAGGGCAAGGAGUCAGGUACAGAAUCUGAAGCUGAACAGAAAGAUGUCAAGAAAGAGAAGAAAGUCUCAAAGAAGGACAAGGAGUCAGGUACAGAAUCUGAAGCUGAACAGAAAGAUGCCAAGAAAGAGAAGAAAGCCCCAAAGAAGGGCAAGGAGUCAGGUACAGAAUCUGAAGCUGAACAGAAAGAUGUCAAGAAAGAGAAGAAAGCCCCAAAGAAGGGCAAGGAGUCAGGUACAGAAUCUGAAGCUGAACAGAAAGAUGCCAAGAAAGAGAAGAAAGCCUCAAAGAAGGACAAGGAGUCAGGUACAGAAUCUGAAGCUGAACAGAAAGAUGCCAAGAAAGAGAAGAAAGCCCCAAAGAAGGGCAAGGAGUCAGGUACAGAAUCUGAAGCUGAAAAGAAAGAUGACAAGAAAGAAAAGAAAGGCUCAAAGAAGGGCAAGGAGUCAGGUGCAGAACCUGAAGCUGAACAGAAAGAUGCCAAGAAAGAGAAGAAACCUUCAAAGAAGGACAAGGGAUCAGGUGCAGAAUCUGAGGAUGAAAAGAAAGAUGCCAAGAAAGAGAAGAAAGCUUCAAAGAAGGGCAAGGAGUCAGGUACAGAAUCUGAAGCUGAAAAGAAAGAUGCCAAGAAAGAUGCCAAGAAAGACAAGAAGGCCCCAAAGAAGGACAAAGGGUCUACAGAAUCUGAAGAUGCAAAGAAGGAUAAGGAUGGGAAAAAAGAUACAAAAAAAACAGGAGAGAAAGAUGACCAAUCGAAAGACAAGAAAGAUGCAAAGAAAAAGGGGAGUAAAAAAGGUAAGAAAGAUGAAAAGAAGGCCAGUGGGACAGAUACUGAAUCAAAGGAUGGUGCCAAAAAAGAUGCCAAGAAGGAUGCCAAGAAGGAUGCCAAGAAGGAUGCCAAGAAGGAUGCCAAGAAAGAUGUCAAGAAGGAUGCCAAGAAGGGCAAAUAAACCUUGAAUAAUAAUUCAAAAGCAUUUGAUAACAAUUGUAGUAGUCUGAAACUGAAUAUGAGUGACAAGGGAAUUCAAAGAAUCAAAUAAUUUUUUUUAAAUGGGGCAAAGAAGAAUAUAAAGCAAGACCCAGAAAAGCAUCAUAAAAUAUAAGAUAUGAAAAAUUAAAAGUGAUGAAUCAUUGAAGGACUCGGAUGAUACCUAUGACAAGUUUGGGGAUAUGAAAGAUUCAAUGAAAGAUCCCUAGAAAGGUUAAAGGAAGAAUAUUCAAAUCAGGAUGCAGAAGUUAAUGACACUGGAUCUGUGGAUGAAAAAACAGUAAUAAAAAAUAAACAAAUAAAUAAAGACUCCAAAAUAAUCCAAGGAGGCGGAUGUUCAAUCUACAGAAUCAAAUAGUCUGAAGCUGCAUCCACAGAUUUAAAUACCAUAGGUGUAAUGAGAGAAUCAAAAAAAAA
Messenger RNA from Mustela erminea (ermine), 2512 nucleotides. It is a transcript of the gene CYLC2, whose product is annotated as cylicin 2. The record is from RefSeq and is a predicted model, not a curated record. Gene Ontology annotation, molecular function: structural constituent of cytoskeleton. The transcript has 4 exons. Lineage: Eukaryota; Metazoa; Chordata; Mammalia; Carnivora; Mustelidae. Gene Ontology annotation, cellular component: nucleus. Bases 45 to 2057 code for a protein of 670 amino acids.